Molecule: messenger RNA, 2163 nt
Organism: Hirsutella rhossiliensis
Lineage: Eukaryota; Fungi; Ascomycota; Sordariomycetes; Hypocreales; Ophiocordycipitaceae
Product: phosphatidylinositol-specific phospholipase c, X domain-containing protein
Exons: 5
Coding region: 1-2163 (720 amino acids)
Biological process (GO): phosphatidylinositol-mediated signaling; lipid metabolic process
Molecular function (GO): phosphatidylinositol-4,5-bisphosphate phospholipase C activity
Source: RefSeq, a predicted model, not a curated record
AUGCCUCUGCUGUGCGGACUGUUUCAGCGCUACCGCUCACGCCGCCGCGACCGCGAUCCCGCCCACUCGCCUCGCCGCACGCGCACCCUGUCCAUCUUUGGAAACUCGAAUCCGCAGUCGGUCCAGCUGCUCCGGCGUAUGAUCGGCGUCACCGUCUUUGCAAAGGCCGCCGACGAGUCCUCCAGCCAUGGCUCCACCGACUCGUCGUCCGGGAGGAGAGCCCCCGAGUUCGACGUCCACAUGAGCACCGACAUGCACGAGGCCCUCCGCCGCCUCUACGACCAGCUACGGCGUCUCGACGGCGCCCGGCUCCUGUCCAGGGCGAGCUUCCACCGCUUCCUCGUCGACGUCCAGGGCGAGCCCUCCGUUGCCCUCGACCGCGACGCCUACGAGUUUGGCGAGUUUCUCUACGUCUGCUUCAAGCGGUACGGCACCGAUGCUGUCGCGCCCCCGCGGCAAAAGGACCUGUCCAAGCCUCUCACAAACUACUUCAUCAACAGCAGCCACAACACCUACCUCGACGGCCAUCAAUGGGCCUCCAAGAGCUCCCCCGAGGCCUACAAGAACGCCCUUUCGCGAGGUUGUCGCUGCAUCGAAAUCGACGUCUGGAAUGGCGAUGCGGGCCCUUCUCGCCUCGCGUCGAACCAUGCCCGCGGCCCUUCGGGGAGCUCCCUCCCAAACGUGGCUCAGGCCAUCCUCGACACCGUCGGCGACACGCACGACAAACCGGCCGGCCGUUCCCGCACCCCGAGCCCUUUCAGCCGCGCUCCCGCCGAUGACGCCUCGCCCCGUUCGAGCGUCCAGUUCCCGGCCGACCCUCGCGACUCCAACGCCAGACUUGACGCCUCGCAUGCCGUCGCCCCUCGCUCUCGUCACCCCCUACCCCGGGGCGAGCCCAUCGUCACCCACGGCUGGACGCUGACAACGCCCUGCGGCUUCCGCGAGGUCUGCGAGGCAAUCAAAGAGUCCGCCUUUGUGGAAAACCACCUUCCCAUCAUCAUUAGUCUCGAGGUCCACGCCGAUGUGGAGCAGCAAGAGGUCAUGGUCAAGAUUAUGCGCGAGGUGUGGCAAGACCUGCUCGUGAGCGAACCCCUCGAUGGCUGCGACCCGAGGUUCCGGGUCCCCACCCUCGAUGCCCUUCAGAACAAGAUUCUCGUCAAGGUUAAGAGGGCCCCGGCCAAGAUGGUUGCCGCCCAGGAUACAGCCGAGCUGCUCGCGGCCAGUGCCAACGACGACGACGUAUCAAUAUCCGACGACGAACGACUUGCCCCCCCUCGCUCCCCGCGACCCGACAAGUCAGCGCCGGCCCUUGCCGAGCUCGCCGUGUACACGCGCAGCGAGCGGUUUGAGAGCUUCGGGACUCCUCAGGCCAAGAUGCCCACGCACAUUUUUUCCAUCAGCGAGAACCGGAUCUUGGAAAUAUGCCAGAGGCAUCAUCGUGACGUCUUCAUGCACAACAAGAACUACUUCAUGAGAGCGUUCCCGGCAGUUCGCAGGAUCGAUAGCUCCAAUCCAGACCCCAGCCUGUUCUGGCGCAGGGGCGUCCAGAUGGUUGCCAUGAACUGGCAGAACCUGGACGAGGGCAUGAUGCUCAAUGAGGGCAUGUUUGCCGAUGAAAAGGGAUGGGUCUUGAAACCGCCUAGGUACCAGAGCUCGGACAAGUCGAGCGAGACGCAAGACGUGGCCGAGUCCGGACACACCCUCGACCUCACCAUCACCCUUUUUGCGGGCCACAAUCUACCGACGGCGAGUAGCGACGACGAGGGCGAACACAGCCGCAGUGCAAAUACGAUCCGGCCGGUCGUCAAGGUCGAGCUCCACGUCGAGAAGGUGGGCAGCCCGGACAAGGACGGGCUUACACCCGAGUGUUCGUACAAGCAACGUACGGACGCCAACAAGACCAGCCACCCCAACUUUGGCGAGUCCGGAAAGACGCUGCAGUUCCUCAACGUAUCCAGGGUGGCGGAGGAACUCGGCUUUGUCAGGUUCCAAAUCCAUGACGAAUCGCGAACGGGCAUCAUCAGCUCUCCACCGCUCGCGUGGGCGUGCAUCCGUCUAGACCGCCUGCGCCAGGGCUACAGGUUCAUUCGGCUCUUGGAUAUGAAUGGGAAUCGGGUGCCCGGAGGGAAGCUCCUCGUCAAGGUUUUAAAGACGAUGCGCUGA